Messenger RNA from Erinaceus europaeus (western European hedgehog), 3260 nucleotides. It is a transcript of the gene RAB7B, whose product is annotated as RAB7B, member RAS oncogene family. The coding region runs from base 463 to 996 and encodes 177 amino acids. Lineage: Eukaryota; Metazoa; Chordata; Mammalia; Eulipotyphla; Erinaceidae. The transcript is spliced from 7 exons. Gene Ontology annotation, cellular component: phagocytic vesicle; late endosome; lysosome. Gene Ontology annotation, biological process: phagosome-lysosome fusion; endosome to lysosome transport. Gene Ontology annotation, molecular function: GTP binding; GTPase activity. The record is from RefSeq and is a predicted model, not a curated record.
GAGGGAGAGGAGGAAAACACAGGAGGAAGUGGUGUGGGCUCCACAAACGCUUUCUGCUCCCAAAGUCAGUUUCCUCUGGCUGGGCCCAGAUCGCUGCUCUAAGAAGAAACCCCCCAUACUCAGGGAGAGUGCCUGCACACCUUCCAAAGCUGAAUCUUCCACAGCCACAACUGACCUGAAUCUACUUCAUGAGUCCUCGGAAGAAGGUGGAUCUGAAGCUCAUCAUCAUCGGAGCCCUGGGGAAAGACCUCUCUCCUCCACCAGUAUGUGCACAAGACAUUCUACGAAGACUACCAGACCACUCUGGGGGCCAGCAUCCUCUCCAAGGUUAUCAUACUGAAUGACACAACUUUGAAGCUACAGAAAAGAAGUUGUUUAGCUCAUUCCUGAUCUAGAAGAAAGUACACUAACCCUGGAGUUGGGACUCCCAUUCCUAUACUCUAUAAUUUCCUGAAAAACAUCAUGGGCAAGUCACCCCAAAAGUUCAGGUUUCUAAACCUGUCAGCUACAAACCUGUCCUGGUGGCCCACAAUGAAAAUAGGAGCACAGAUCUGGGACACAGGUGGACAGGAGCGAUUCCGCUCCAUGGUCUCCACAUUCUAUAAAGGCUCUGAUGGCUGCAUCCUGGCUUUUGAUGUUACUGACCUGGAGUCCUUUGAAGCCCUGGACACUUGGCGAGGUGAUGUUCUGGCCAAAACCAUCCCCAUGGAGCAGUCCUACCCCAUUGUAGUGCUGGGGAACAAGAUUGAUUUGGCAGACCGGCAGUGGUCACUUCUCCCUCUCUUGCAGGUGCCCCAGGAGCUGGCGCAAGGCUGGUGUAAAGAGAAAGAUAUCCCCUACUUUGAAGUCAGUGCCAAGAAUGACAUCAACGUGGUACAAGCCUUCGAGAUACUGGCCAGUAGGGCUCUGUCAAGGUACCAAAGCGUCCUGGAGAACUUCCUCACAGACUCCAUCAAGCUCACGCCAGAAGAGCAAUCCCGGAGAAGAUGCUGCUGAUGGUCCAGAAACCCCCACGGCAACCUCAAAUUCCUCUUGUGUGGCCCUGACUAUUCGGUGCUGAAACUGGGCCCAGAAGCAAACCAGUGGGCCCUUCAUAGCCCUUCUUUGGGGGCCACUUGGGACCUAAAAUGUCACAUCCAGGUCAGGGCCUUAGGGAGUCACAGGUCCUGACUGCCCACCCAAACACAUACACACACACACACACACACACACACACACACACACACAUGUCUCCCACCACCCCAAGCUCACUCCUGCCCCCAGAGGCUUAUCUCCCCAGAAGACAGCCCAGUCUGAUUGGGGGACCCACAUUCUCCUGGGACUGGUCUUCUCAACACCCAUCACACAGCCCUGAAGCCAGAGUUCAGACUCACUUAGCAACCAAGGCCCACACUGAUGCCUACACCUGACUUAGGGCACCACAUCCCCCCAGCAGAGGACCGAGGGAUCCCAGGAAAAUCCAGCAAAGCUGGGCUCAAUCUUCCUUGCUGAGUGCUUAGGAAACUCCCAUAAACCUCUCUGAGCCCUGGCUCAUCUGGCAGAUGCUGGCGGUGUGUGUGUGUGUGUGUGUGUGUGUGUGUGUGUGUGUGUGUGUCCCACCCCAUCAGUGUGACCUGAUGCCCAGAAGCCCUGCUCAUGGUUCAGUUGCUCUUGAUGAUACACACCUACCAGCCCUUCAGCUAGUGUUCUGAGUAUCCAUUCCAUAUGAUGCAUGGAGGUCUUAUGACAAAUGACACAAAGAUGCUGCUGGCCCCCACCUCCUGGUGAGAGAGGGAGACAAUGGGCAUAGAAUUCACGUAGAUAGUUUCCAAUAGCAGGUAAUGCCUGGAAAAGGCAAUGCAGGGCAACAGACUAGAAAGGGACAGGGGACAGGUUGAAUGCUGGUUCAGACAAAGUGAUCUAGGAGGAAUUACCUGAGGAGGUGGCAUUUGGCCUGAGGGCCACGUGAGGUCUGGAAGAAGAGAAUUCCAGAGAGAAGGAGCAGCAAGGGCCAAAGUCCCGAGGCAAGACCAAGUUUGCUGGUUUCCAGGAACAGAGAAAGGACAUCCACUUACUUGAAUGAGAACUCAAAGCAGCUGACCUGGGCACAGAGGGGACCGCCCCUGGGGUGGUGCCUGGCUCUUCUGCUGACUGGCCGGCAGAGGGCAGCAGUACUCCUUCCCGGCAGGCUGGAUGAAUUCACACUUGCUGGGCUGCCAUUUCCUUUGUGUGAUGUUCAGAGCUUGUUCUGACUCUGGAUGUCUUCAGCCAUUUGAGAUUCCCGGGGGUGGGAGAAUUUCUUAGAUCUUGCAACAAAUGGGCAAAAACCGCAACAUAAAUGACAAGCACGAAAAUGCUCCCUGAGCAUGCCUGGACCGUGACCCAACAUGCUGCAAAGUCACAUGUAUGGAAAGUCACAUGUAUGCUGGUGAUACACAGCAGACAGAGCCUGGUCAGAAGAAGUCACACAUCAUGGCGUCUCAGGAUGUUCCUUGGCUGUAGCCUGGCCCAUAGCAAUCUCUAACCUGAGCACAAAGCAGAAUGGGAGUGCCAGCCCAUGGUUUCCAGGAUCACCUGACUAUGAAGAUGUGCCCUGGGGAGGGGAAGCAGGGCAGCCAGGGAGUUUGGGGAGCCCCUUCUGCCUGUCCCUCAGCUGUGGAGCUGGCACACCUCUGUCUCUGUGGCCUCCAUGGGGUGGCCUCUGGCAUGCCAUGGAGCUCUUUUAGGGGAUCCACUGGACUGCAGCUUGGACAUGUGCUGUGCCUACAGCCGCUCAUGCAUUGUGACAGCCAGGUGGACCAUUUCCAAAUGCAUACAAGAAAUAAUAAGCAUAUCCUUUGUUUCCCCUGCAGUACUUAGUCAUUAGACAAACAAAACAAAGCACAUCUCCAUAGUUCACAAUUCAAAACAUACCAAAAGAAAGCUAAAGACACAAGCUGUAUAAUGGGCAGGGCCCAGUGAAAAAUGAAAAGGCUGAACUCAGACUCAGCAGUGGUUAACUGCUAGAGCACACAUAUUGCCAUGCAUGCAGACCCAGGUUCAAGCCUUCAAUCCCUACCUGCAGUGGGGGAAGCUUCACAAGCAAUGAAGCAGUGCUGUAGCUAUUUUUCCUUCCUUCUGUAUCUCCCUGCCUCACUCCCUCUCUAACUCUCUCUGCCUCUAGCUCUCUAUCAGAAAUAAAAUUAAACAAAAUGGCUGCCAGAAGCAGUGGAGUCCUGUAGGCACUGAGCCCCUGAGGUAACCCUGGUGGCAAAUAAAUAAAUAAAUAAAUAAAAUAUUGA